Messenger RNA from Acyrthosiphon pisum (pea aphid), 1072 nucleotides. It is a transcript of the gene Xrcc6bp1, whose product is annotated as XRCC6 binding protein 1. Gene Ontology annotation, molecular function: metalloendopeptidase activity. The record is from RefSeq and is a predicted model, not a curated record. Gene Ontology annotation, biological process: mitochondrial proton-transporting ATP synthase complex assembly; mitochondrial protein processing. NCBI's taxonomy places the organism in Eukaryota, Metazoa, Arthropoda, Insecta, Hemiptera, Aphididae. The coding region runs from base 215 to 961 and encodes 248 amino acids. The transcript has 6 exons.
UGUGUUUUAAAAAGUUAAAAAUUUAAAUCAAGUAUCAACAAUAAUUUACUAUACUGUUGUAUUUAGACAUAGUAUUUUAGUGACUAACUUAGAGUAAUGAUUGUCGACAAUAGUUGUAUGUUUUAUUAGAAAAUUUGUACGUAGGUACAGUCCGUCUUUCUAUUCUGUUCUAGUUUUAUCUAAGUAGACUAAUGUUGUGCAUUAGAGAACACUUAUGGCGGAGCGCAAAGAAAAUAAAGACCAAACAACCUCACAGUCCACAGAUAACUAUGAUGGAUGGGGAUUUGAUUUAUUCCCCGAGAGAAGAGGUACCUACAAACCAAAUAUAAAAAAUAUUUUAUUUCAAGGACGUGGAAAUGAAAACUUGGAAAGAGUCAAGUGUGAGAGAAAAGUGGCUUACUGUAUCAACAAAAGUCCUUUGGUAAAGAUCAUGAUGGGUGCGUUGCGCAGAUCUGGUUGCGAAGUCAAUCCAUCUCGUCAUAUUGCAUGUGAACUAUGUGAUUCGAGCGUUCAUGGGGGAUAUGAUCCAAUUAUGAAUCAAGUUGUUAUAUGUCAAAACACAGCUACAUCAAAGGGUACCGUACAGGGAGUUCUCACACAUGAGCUCAUACACAUGUUCGACAAUUGUACACGUAAAUUAGACUUCCGAAAUAUUGAGCAUUUGGCUUGUACAGAAAUCAGAGCGGCAAAUUUGACUCAUUGUGGACUUGUAUCGUCUAUUCUUGAAGGGCAUUCAUCAUUUUUUAAUUUUAGAAAAAAACACCAAGACUGUGUAAAACAUAAAGCCACUAUUUCUGUAUUGGCUGUUAGAGAUGUCACCUAUGAACAAGCAAAAGAAGCAGUUGAGAAAGUAUUUGAUCGUUGUUAUGCAGAUUUAGAACCUAUCGGGAGAAGAAUUAGAGGAAGAGCAGUUGAUUUUGAACUUGCAUAUGCUGAAGCUUUUUUAAUGGGCUAUGAUUAAUAGUUAUUAAUUUAUGUUAUUGUGUAGAAUAAAAAACAAUAUUAGGUGUACAAAAAAAUGUAUUUGAAAAUUAAAACAAUAUAAAAAAUAUAGAAAAUAUUUUUACUAAUG